Dicentrarchus labrax (European seabass) is the source of this 1435-nucleotide messenger RNA. Its product is annotated as mesenteric estrogen-dependent adipogenesis protein-like. The transcript is spliced from 5 exons. The record is from RefSeq and is a predicted model, not a curated record. Lineage: Eukaryota; Metazoa; Chordata; Actinopteri; Moronidae. Bases 44 to 652 code for a protein of 202 amino acids.
UGAGCCGCUCAGUGUAAACAGCAGCACCCUCCGCAGCAGCAGCAUGGUGACAGUGACACCUGUAGAAGAGUUCCUGGAGAAUCCUCCGGCCGGUCUCUCCGUGGAGGUCCUCGGGUCUGGAUACCGGGUCCACAGCGAUCCGGAGAGGAGCCUGGUGCUCAUCGAUGACUCGGACUCCUGCAGAGGGAACAUAGUUUUCCAGAACUCGCUGGGAAGGAAAAUUAAAACGCACAAUCUUUGGGAGUACACCAGCACCAGGAAGAGUCUGCUGUCCAAGAGGAUCUAUCUGCUCGUGUCUGCCUGCGAAGAAACUUCCUCAGUGACCAGCAAAAAGGCAGCCAAUGAACCCAGAGUGCUGCAGCGGUAUGUGGUGUCCAUCGAUGGCAACAAUCCUUUCAUCAAGUGGCAGGUGGAGAGAGGCCUGGACUGGACCAUCUCCUCUGUCGCUGGGGAAAGCUACGUGGUAGAUAUUGACUUGACUGAACUAAUGGAGAGCUGGGCAGCAAAAAACCUCACAACAGACAAACUAAUACAGGUCAAACAUGCGUGGAGAGAUGCCACCUUCACUCUUAAAUAUUAUUCUGAUGCCCUCUUUGACUUCCCAUUCUGGUUUGGCUUCAGCAAAAGAACAUUCAAGUUGAGACUGACAUGAGCCAGCGGUGGAUGAAGAGCAAGUCGAGUUUAUCCGUUCAGUUUUUGAUGGGAGUCUGCUUCCUCAAAAAAAAGUUUCUUGAUCAGCAGACGAAUGGUGGUACGCCAACCUGCCAGGUGAAGGAACAGCCUACCUCUUGGGACUGCAAGAACUACCUUUAUAAUUGCUGUUUGGGUCCAGAUAUUUCUACUGUUCAGUGGGUGGAAACCACUAACAAGGACUUACAUGGAAAUUCUGAAUGCCAUGAAGAUUAUUUAGGAAGAUUCUGUGUCGAAAUGGAUUUUUUAAAAACCCAUUUUAUAUGAUUUAUAACUGUUGUAUGAUUGGUUGAAUAUGUUCUACUGCAGAAUCAAAGAUUUGUACACUUUUGUACUUAAAGGUCCAGUGUGUGACAUUUAGGAGGAUCUAUUGGCAGAAAUUGAAUAUAAUAUUCAUCUGUAUGUUUAAUCACCUGAAAAUAAAAAUUGUUGUGUUUUCGUUACUUUAGAAUGAGACGUUUUUAUCUACAGAUGCCGUGGGUCGCCUUCCACUGGCUCUAGAGAGGGCCGUUUGCAUUUUUUGUAAGUUUCACGGCCCCCAUAGUUUCUGCUUCGCCCUUGGAGGUGGAGGUGGAAGCGACUAUACCGCUUGAUGCCACUAAAUCCUACACACUGGACCUUUUUGAAGAUCCCGUCUAGACAUUUACGAAGAUACUGUGUGCUUGGAACAAUAAUGUGUGUCUAUGUUUGUUUGUUUUUUUUACUGCAAAAAAGUACAAUUUCCACAUUAAAAUCCUCAAAAAGG